AUGGAUCAGUACGAGGUGCUGGAGCAGAUUGGGAAGGGCUCCUUUGGCUCUGCGCUCCUGGUCAGGCACAAGGUUGAGAAGAAGAGGUAUGUCCUGAAGAAGAUCCGGCUCGCCCGCCAGACCGCCAGGUGCCGUCGAUCCGCGCACCAAGAGAUGGAGCUCAUUGCGAAAGUAAGGAGCCCGUACAUUGUGGAGUACAGAGAUUCUUGGGUGGAGAAGGGCUGCUAUGUGUGCAUCGUGAUCGGUUACUGCGAGGGAGGGGACAUGCUAGAGGCCAUUAAGAAGGCUAACGGCAGCCAUUUCCCGGAGGAGAAACUCUGUGUGUGGCUUGUGCAGCUCCUGAUGGCGCUUGAUUACCUGCAUGCCAGUCAUAUCCUUCAUCGAGAUGUGAAGUGUUCAAAUAUAUUUCUUACAAAGGACCAAAAUAUACGGCUCGGUGAUUUUGGGCUGGCUAAAGUAUUGACUUCUGAUGAUUUAGCUUCAUCGGUUGUAGGAACUCCCAGUUACAUGUGCCCUGAGCUUCUUGCUGAUAUUCCAUACGGCUCCAAGUCCGACAUAUGGUCGCUAGGAUGCUGCAUCUAUGAGAUGACUGCGCUGAAGCAUGCAUUCAAAGCAUUUGAUAUGCAGACACUGAUAAACAAGAUUAACAAGUCUGUCGUCGCUCCUCUACCGACUAUAUAUUCGGGUGCAUUUAGGGGCCUCAUCAAAAGCAUGCUGCGCAGAAAUCCGGAUCACAGACCAAGUGCUGCGGAUCUGCUAAACCACCCGCAUCUUCAGCCCUAUGUGUUGGAAAUCCAAUCGAAAUCAAGUCCGGCUCGCAAUAUGUUCACAGCUAUACUUCCUAACAGACAUGAAAAAAACAAGACUGCAUCUUCUGAUGAUGAAGACACUUGCAAACCCCAAUAUGUUAAGAGUCAUUCAUUUAAAGCACAGAGAAUUGUGGAACUUGACAAUGCCACUGCUAACCAUGGCCCUCCUCAGUCUACCAGAACAGCAAAAGAUUGUUCAGAACCGCUUCAUCAACAGAUGGGUCAGUUACCAGUCCAGGUCACCAACGAAGUUGUCAAAGAAGCGAUGGAUGAUAAACAUUCAAAAGAAAGAGGAUCACCAGCACGUACCCCUCGAAGGGCGUCCUCUACUCCUAGGAGACGGCUAGAACCUGCAAAAACAUUUCAUGCUAGAACAGCUCACAAAGAGGAGCAGCCUCCCCCAUCAGGAUCUUCAGUGGAUCAGACAAUACAAGCUACACGGCGAGCAUCACUUUCCCCACACAUGUUCAAAGCAGCUGAGAAGAGGCGAGUCGUCAACAUUCUCACCAAAUUGAAGUCUCCUGAUGUUUCAGUUAAUGCACCUCGAAUCGACAGAAUUGCUGAAUUCCCACUGGCAUCCUCUGAAGAUCCAUUGUAUCCCAUCAUGAAGCUCAUGCCACCAUCUAUCACUGACAAAUCGAUUACCAAGGACAAAUGCACUUUCCAAGUGCUCCGGGGGGGCAGCGAAAGCCACACCAACACUCGUGAUCCGAACCUGCUCAGUAUCGACAAUAAUCAAGUCGGAAGUUCGUCCGAUUGGAGGCAGAAGAGGUUUGACACGACGUCCUACCGGCAGCGAGCUGAGGCUCUAGAGGGCUUGCUUGAGUUCAGUGCCCAGUUGCUCCAACAAGAGAGACUUCAGGAGCUGGGGAUCUUGCUAAAGCCUUUUGGGCCUGGGAAGGCGUCUCCAAGAGAGACAGCCAUAUGGUUGUCAAAGAGCUUCAAAGAAACGGGAUUAUAA
This is a messenger RNA of Triticum turgidum subsp. durum (durum wheat), 1770 nucleotides long. NCBI's taxonomy places the organism in Eukaryota, Viridiplantae, Streptophyta, Magnoliopsida, Poales, Poaceae. The record is from the annotation of a GenBank genome assembly.